AUAUGAUGACGCACGCGUGAGGACCCAGAGGUAAACGUGAGUCUCUCCCGCGCAGUCUUACUCUGUGAAUAUUUUCAUGAUUGAGCCGAUUUUCGUGUGAAUUAUACGACCAUUCGAAUUUAUCAAGACAUACUAUCCAUCCCCAUUGACUCCAGAAUCAGUAAUGGCAAGCAAACGAACAGCAACAUCAGAGUUGAAUCAUGAGAACUGGAACGCUGAGGACGAGCCUGAAGAAGCUGGAACGUUUGCCGUUGCUCCUCAGGAAGUUCUGGAGAAGAGGGUUGUACGCACCGCUGUGAGGAGACUUGGAGCCGGCGAGAGACCAAAGGAAAACGCUUUUGGAGCAUUCGUAGGAUUCAAGACGACCGCACCCCCCGUGACAGCAGCCUUCAGUUUCUUAAAAUCCAACUCUACUCCUACAAUCACCCCCCUCCAAUCCUCGACAACAUCCUCCGCGACAUCCAGCAACGGCUCAGCGAAGGGCUUGGAGAAUGGGCUGUCAUCAUCAUCAUCAGUGCCCUCGAUGCACCUGGGAAAGACCUCAGAGAACCAGCAGAAGGAUCCAGCGAAGAAAAAGGGAACAAUAUUCAAGGAGUCCUCUGAGUACUUUGCUAAACUAAAGGGACUGAACGAGGGUGUUGCCCAAUGGAUCAAAACCCACGUGGACGCCAACCCCUUCUGCAUCUUGACUCCCAUCUUCAGGGAUUACGACAGGUACCUCAAGGAAAUUGAGGCGAAACGUGACGAGCAGACGAGAAAAGCAUCAGAGGAAGCGAAAAGUUCUAAAGAGCCUCCAAAACCCACUUUGACGUUUGGGGUACCCCCGAAAGGCACCUCAGAGGCCUCAGAUUCGGUGUUCUCUACGAAGUCCCCUAGCACGACAACCGGGUCCAUCUUCGGCUCUCUAACCCCUGGAAAGUCAAUUUUUGGAAAUGCUGAUGGGAAAGGAGCAUUCGGCAGUGACGUGAACCCAUUCCUCAACAAAAGCAAAGACACCGCUGAUAAAGCUGAAGAGAAGGCCGAGAAGGUGGAAAAGUCCAUGUCCUUCCCUCAGACGACGGGGGCCUUCAGCUUUGGCUCGAGCGGCACCACUGGCAGCAGCUCUGCGAGUUUCAGCUUCGGCACUGGGAAACCUUUCUCCUUCGGCAGCAGUGUUGUUGCUCCACCGACGUCUGAGGGCAAGGAUGAUGCUGAGGACAAAGAGGAUGACGAUGAGCCACCUAAGGUCGAGUUUAAACCUAUUAUCGAAGAGGGGGCUAUUUACGAAAAGAGGUGCAAGAUAUUUUUCAAGAAAGAUAAAGUCUACAGUGAUCGAGGAGUAGGAAUUCUCUUCCUGAAGCCAACCCCCAAUGGAAAGACUCAAUUGAUCGUCCGUGCUGAAAAUUCCCUGGGGAAUCUCCUCCUAAACACUCUCUUAACCGACUCCGUUCGCACCCAGCGGAUGAAUAAAAAUACGGUAAUGGUGGUCUGUUUGCCAUUACCUGACUCCCAGCCACCUCCAGUUCCCGUGCUCCUCAGGGUUAAAACCAGCGAGGACGCUGAUGCCCUUCUCGAGCAGCUCGAUAGUAACAAAAAGUGAAUAGUUAAUGCUCAUCAGUCAGUAUCGAAAUUUCGAUAAAUCAAAUUUUGGGGAUUAUUUUUCCCAUCCAAAUCUUGGCCAAUAGGAUUGCACCAUUCGACGUUAUUUUGUAUAGUCAACACGGUAUUUCAGCGGAUAUUCUUGAAAAUUACACUGGAAAUUUUGCAUGUUGAUAUAUAUAAAAAAAAACAAAUGUUGAAGUAACCCUCAAUUGUAUCUGACAGAUUAAAUGGCAAUUCGUUGAAAAUUAUGUCUCAUGGUGCAAUUCUAUCGGCCAAGAUUUGGAUGCAAAAAAUAAUCCCCCGAAUACCACUCGAACUUCGAAAUUAUCUGAUAUUUCCCUCAAGGUUCCCUGCAAACAAAUAAGCUCGUCAAGUUUUCCAGAAAAAUCACUCGCGCUUCGCGCUCGUGAUUUUUAAACUGGAAAACUUGACACGUUCAUUUGUUUGCAACGAACCUAUCGGGAAAUAUCCGAUAAUUUCGGAGCUCUUGUGGUAUUACAUGCGAUAAUUUUGGUGAUUUUGGUGAAUUAUCAGUGGUAAGUAUGAGUGAUGGUAUGAAUGAGGUGAGAAACUUGAAAAUUUUUCAGUGAUCUUUGGCCAUACGUCAAAUUUUCGUUCCAUUGAUAGCGAAAGUGAGAUAUUUUUAUGAGUAAAUAAAUUCAAUCUGACGAUUAUUAUCAAAAUUUGGUUCAUUCGACUGAACACAAUUUUCGAAUAAUAACCUGAAAUUAAAAUUAUUAUUAGAUAAUUUGCUUUUUUACUACCAUUCGUUUAAAUGUCAAACUGAUGUCUACGAUAAGCACUUGUAUAUAAUAAACGAGAAAUAUUCCAAUCUAUAAACAA
Molecule: messenger RNA, 2424 nt
Organism: Diachasmimorpha longicaudata
Lineage: Eukaryota; Metazoa; Arthropoda; Insecta; Hymenoptera; Braconidae
Gene: Nup50
Product: nuclear pore complex protein Nup50
Exons: 5
Coding region: 164-1579 (471 amino acids)
Biological process (GO): protein import into nucleus
Cellular component (GO): nuclear pore
Source: RefSeq, a predicted model, not a curated record